This is a messenger RNA of Lethenteron reissneri (Far Eastern brook lamprey), 3401 nucleotides long. It is a transcript of the gene SLC4A1AP, whose product is annotated as solute carrier family 4 member 1 adaptor protein. The record is from RefSeq and is a predicted model, not a curated record. NCBI's taxonomy places the organism in Eukaryota, Metazoa, Chordata, Hyperoartia, Petromyzontiformes, Petromyzontidae. Gene Ontology annotation, molecular function: protein binding.
CCAAUAAGGUCUGAAUUUGUCUAAUAAGGUAGGGCACUGAUAAGGGGUUGAAGGCUAUGGGAUCUUGGAUUGCUCCUGUUCGCCGCUCUUCCGUCCUCUCGUCGACUGCGCGUCUCUUGGCGCAGUCCGGAACCAAAUUCUGCCGCUUGCCUCUGGCCGCACGCAGUCCACGAACAACACCACCACCAGCACCACGGCGCCGUCCCUGCCAAACGUCGCCGGUAUCCAUUUUACUAAGGGAAGUUUCAAUCCCAGACCACGUGUCCGCCUCCUGUGACAUCACGCGCCAACCCUUCCCCCCCAUCGGAACGACGGCGGCGCCUCCCUGAGCAAGGUGGCGGCCCGGCGGCCACCCUCGCACCUCCGCGUAGCGCGGCCGCACGGAUGGCGACCGCGGCGGGCAUGGCCGCGCCGGAGACUGCGGAGGCGCGGGGACCCCGAGAGGACCCCGAGGGAGGAGAGGGGGGACCCGAGAAUGGCCCCCAGGGAGGCGCAGAUCCCAAUGGGAACCCCGAGGGAGGAGAGAGGGCAUCGGGAAAGGACUCCGAGGGAGACAGGGAUGCUGGUGGAGGCCCAGUGGGAGAAGGCGCGCGUGCUGACUCGGAGUCCCCAGGUGCCUCUGCUGCCCCUGAGGCCCCUGCUGCCCCUGAGGCCCCUGCUGCCCCUGAGGCCCCUGCUGCCCCUGAGACCCCUGCUGCCCCUGAGGCCCCUGCUGCCCCUGAGACCCCUGCUGCCCCUGAGGCCCCUGCUGCCCCUGAGGCCCCUGCUGCCCCUGAGGCUCCUGCUGCCCCUGAGGCCCCUGCUGCCCCUGAGACCCCUGCUGCCCCUGAGGCCGAGAGCGGCGGGUUCAAGAAGCCGCUGCUCCCCGCGGCUGCGCUGUCGGGGCCGCUCCCGCGCAGAGCCAAGAAGCCGCCCGGGGAAGCGGUCCCCGCUGGGCCCCAGGGUCCCGGAGACGCAGCGGCGCGGGGCUACGCCGGGGAGGCGGAGCAAGUGAGCGGCCCCAGUUGCCGGGGCCCGGCCCGCGGGCCCGACGUCGGCUCCCAGCGGCAGCAGCAUCCCGCGGAGCCCCCGCUGGAGUACACGGAGCCAGCUUGGGGUGGCGAGGCGGGCGAGGCGGCCGUGCCAUUCGGCCUGGAGGUGCUCAAGGGCGGCACCGUGGUGGGUUCGGUGCCGCUCACGGGCGCCAGCUACUUCGUGGUGGGACGGCUUGAGUCGUGUUCCGUGCGGCUGGAGCACCCCUCCGUGUCGCGCCGCCACGCCGUGCUGCAGCACCGCGCGCACGGGCUGCCCGAGCAGCGCGGCCUCUACCUGUACGACCUGGGCAGCAGCCACGGCUCGUUCGUCAACAAGGCGCGCGUGGAGCCGCGCCACUUCCACCGCGUGCGCGUGGGACACGUGCUGCGGUUUGGCGGCAGCACGCGCCUGCUGGUGCUGCAGGGCCCCAGCGAGGACGAGGAGGCGGAGGCGGAUGAGACGCCCACGGAGCUGCAGGAGCUGAAUCGGCGCCAGCGUGUGGAGCUUGAGCGGCGCAUGCUCGGGGACGAGGACGACGAGGAUGAUCAAGACGAGGACAAAGAGAGCAAAGGCCACGCGAAGAGGGCGCGUGGAGGCAAGGCCGCUGCAGCCAAAGCCAGCGGCAGCGAGGAAUACACUGGCUGCACGUGGGGCAUGGACAUGGAUGACGCGGACGAGGAGGAAGAGGAGAAGGAAGAGGAGGAUGAGGAGAACCCGUUUGCUGCUGGAUUCCUAGAGGAGAAGGAGGCUUUCUACGUGAAGGACCCCAAAAAGGCCUUGAAGGGAUUCUUUGACCGUGAAGGUUUGGAGCUGGAGUACGAGUUCGACCAGCAAGCCCACGGGAGCUGGCUGUGCCGCGUCAGCCUCCCUGUGGAGGACGCAAGCGGCCACGAGGUGAUGGCUGAGGUCGUGACCACGGGGAAGAAGAAGGAUGCGGUGGUCCAGUGCGCGCUGGAGGCGUGCCGAAUGUUGGACGCCCGCGGCAUGCUGCGCCAGGAGGCCGUGAGCCGCAAGCGGAAGUCCAAGGACUGGGAGGAGGCGGAUUAUUACGACAGCGACGAUGACUCCUUCCUGGACCGCACCGGCGUGGUGGAGUACAAGCGCAGAGAGCGCAUGCGCAAGGCCGGCAGGGUGAAGGAUCGUGCCGAGACCUACGACUCACUGGUGGCCAAGCUGGGCGAGGUGGAGCGAGAGCUGGAGGAUGUGGACGGGCAGCUCAAGGUUGCCGCUGAAGCGGCGGCGGCGCGCGAGGCGCAGACCGAGGACUCGCUGGACGCCUACAUGAGCGAGGUGCGUGCGGGCGCCACCCUCGACAUCGCCCAGCGGAAGCGGAUGCGUGUGCGCGCCUUUGAGCUGCGCAAGGAGCAGCAGAGGCUGCGGCGACUGGCGUCCGUGGCGCGGCCCGCGGCGCUGCCCCCGCUGCUGCCCCCGCAGGGGGUGGCCAGCACGGGAGCAGCUGGGGACAAGCCCAAGAAGAUGCUGCCACUCACAGGCGCUAUGCGAGGAGGCAGCCGACUGAGGCUCAAGACGGGCGCUAUCGGGGGCCUCCCUGUGAAGCGCCCGGCGCUGCCCAGCAGCUUGUUCAACACCAAGUCCGCCGCGCCCGAGGAGGAGGAGGAGGAGGAUGAGGAGGAGGAGGAAGACGAGGAAGAGGAGGAGAGGCCAGGGGCGGCGGGGGCACGUCUCGCACCCGGUGGAGACAAGAGGAAGGAGGCGGGGACCCAAGGGAGACCGGCUCACAAUCACCCCUCAAGCACACAGCGCGAUGGGCCCCCCAGCUCCUCUACAGCAAUGGACGGACCCCCCAGCCCUGCCAAGCCAACUGAUAUGACCCCAAGCCACUCUAAGCAGACUUAUGAGCCCUGCAGCUCCUCCACGCUAACAGACGCGCACUCCAGCACCUCCAAGCGGAUGCAUGGCCCCCUCAGCUUGUCCAAGCCGGCGGAUGAGCCCCCCGGCUCCACAACACCAUCGGAUGAACCUGCCGCCACCUCUGAGAAGGCACCAACAAAGAGGAGGAAGUCGUACGGCCAUAAGAAGGGCACCGACGCAGGGACCACCUACCCCCAAAACGACCCCGACUACCACGUGUGGGUCCCUCCUACAGGCCAGACCGGCGAUGGGCGGACUCAUCUCAACGAAAAGUUUGGCUACUAGAGGACACCAACGAUCUCUCGACAAGGCCCCCGUCCACCGACCUCCACACUCUGCCCAGGAGUCAGAAUAUUUAUCCUGGAGGAAUCUGAUGAGCUCAGAAGCGUUUUUUCACAAAUGUCCAGUAGGCGUAAGUCAGCAAGAUUCUAGGGACAUUUUCAAAAUGUGGCAUUCCCUUUUCAAAAAGUCAGGUAUGUAAGUUUAUCAUUUCAUAAUAAAUGUCUUUUCCCGUG